AUGGCGGCGGCCUGCAACCACGGCAUGCCGCUGCGCGAAUGCAACCUGCUGAUCAGGACCCUCGCUCAGCGCGGCAGCUUCGACCGCGUCAUGGCGGUGUACCACGACCUCCGCGGGCGCGGCCUCGUGGCCGACAGCUUCACCUACCCGUUCGUGCUCAGGGCCGUCGGCGCGCUCAAGCUACCGGUCGAGGGGCGCAAGGCGCACGCGGUGUCCAUGAAGACCGGCUUCCGGUGGGACGCCUACACGGCCAGCUCGCUGAUGGACAUGUACGCGACGCUGGGCCGCGCGGACGUCACUCGAAAGCUGUUCGACGAAAUGCCGCAGAGGCCGCUGGUGGUGUGGAACAUGAUGAUCAGAUGCUACGUCAGGUGUGGCCGGUACACCGCGGCGAUUUCCCUGGCUGAGGAGAUCGAGAGAAGCGGUCUCACGCCUGACAAGGUGACGCUGGUGACUGCGUUGACCGCGUGCUCCAGGGCCGGUGAACUGAGCUUAGGGAGAAGGAUCCAUGCCUACAUGGAUGGGGUCAUCGGGUUCAGCCUUCCGGUCGCAAAUGCGCUGCUGGAUAUGUACGUGAAGAAUGGCUGCUUGGAAGAGGCGGUGGAUUUGUUCGAACAAAUGCCGUCGAGGAACAUCAUUUCUUGGACUAUACUUGUGUCGGGAUACGCCUUCGCCGGGCAGCUGGACAAGGCGAGAGUACUCUUCUACCAGUGUCCAGAAAAGGAUCUAAUUAUGUGGACUGCGAUGAUCAACGCCUGUGUGCAGCAUGGAUGUUUUGAGGAGGCAUUGUUGUUGUUUCGGGACAUGCAGAUGCAAAGAGUUGAGCCAGACAGGUUCACGGUUGUCACUCUCCUGACUUGCUGCGCCAACCUUGGUGCGCUCGAUCAAGGCGAAUGGAUACACCAGUUGGCUGAAGCUAGGAAGAUGAAGAUUGAUGCGGUUCUUGGUACGGCGUUGGUUGAAAUGUAUGCCAAGUGUGGGCAUGUAGAGAAGUCGGUGGAGGUUUUUCAACGAAUGCAAGGCAGAGACACCACGGCCUGGACUGCCAUUAUCUGCGGUCUGGCCACAAAUGGUCAGGCAGGUAGAGCUCUCGAAUUGUUUGGGGACAUGGAGAGAAGCAAAGCUAAGCCUGACAGUGUUACCUUCAUCGGGGUGCUGAGUGCAUGUUGCCAUGGUGGCUUGGUUGAUGAAGGGCGGAAACAGUUUCGUAGUAUGAAGGAGGUUUACCGGAUACAGCCCAGAGUUGAACAUUACAGUUGCCUUGUCAAUCUUCUAGGUCGUGCUGGUCUACUUGUCGAAGCUGAGAAGUUGAUCAGGGAUAUACCGAUAGACAAGGACGCUAUGCCACUGUUUGGUGCACUCCUCACUGUGUGCAAGGCUCAAGGCAAUGUCGAGAUGAGCGAAAGACUUACCAAACGAAUAGGAGAGCAAGGUUACAAAAUUCCUGAUGUGAAUUUGCUCAUGUCUAAUGUGUAUGCAACAGCAAGUCGAUGGGAGGAUGUAGUAAGAGUAAGGAGGGAGAUGGCACAUCCUACUGUCAAAAAGACUGCAGGGUGCAGCUUGAUUGAGGUGAAGGGAUACUGAGUAUGCCAUGCCAGUUGGCACUUAGACAUCG
Molecule: messenger RNA, 1615 nt
Organism: Lolium rigidum
Lineage: Eukaryota; Viridiplantae; Streptophyta; Magnoliopsida; Poales; Poaceae
Product: pentatricopeptide repeat-containing protein At1g31430-like
Exons: 1
Coding region: 1-1584 (527 amino acids)
Biological process (GO): RNA modification
Molecular function (GO): protein binding; RNA binding
Source: RefSeq, a predicted model, not a curated record